Messenger RNA from Plasmodium gonderi, 999 nucleotides. RefSeq lists its product as hypothetical. The record is from RefSeq and is a predicted model, not a curated record. Gene Ontology annotation, biological process: tRNA processing. Lineage: Eukaryota; Apicomplexa; Aconoidasida; Haemosporida; Plasmodiidae. Gene Ontology annotation, molecular function: RNA binding. Gene Ontology annotation, cellular component: nucleolar ribonuclease P complex. Bases 1 to 999 code for a protein of 332 amino acids. The transcript has a single exon.
AUGUAUGUAGACCUACACUUAAAAUAUUCUUCAAAGAAAAAUGUCAAAGCAUUGAUAUCGAAGGCACUUAAUGUGGGCUUCAGCAUAACUGCAAUUGGUGUACAAUACGAGGCAGAUAAUAGGAAAGUUUAUUGUGAAAGUUUUAAGUUAGUGAAUUGCUUAACAUACAAUAAGGAUGUAGGUGUUGACCAGAAAAUUAAAAGUUCUUCAGGAAAUUAUUUUAUUGACCAACUUAAUAAUGAAGAAGAAAUACGUGAACAGUUAGUGCAAAUAAGUAGCAACCUUGAAGGAAAUUACAUCUUAGUAAAUAGGUGUAAUACACUAAGUCUUAAAUAUAUGUGUGAUGAUUUCAUAUUACGUGACAAAAACCAAGUUAGUACAAAAGAAGAACUAAAUAAAUUAAAUGAAUACCUUAUGAAUGCCAUCACAAUUAGGAAUUCCAAUUUAAGCAUGUUUCUAUCGGAAAAUACAAAUAAUUAUGUACUCAAGAGAUUAAAUAUAAAAUAUGAAGAUGCAGUAAGGAUUGAUAAUUAUAACAAAUUCAUAAAAAAUAAUGACUUUGAUUUAGUAGCAAUUGAAAUUAACACAGUAGAAGAAAUUAAUUAUAUCGCUACUAAAUUAGAUUGUGAUAUCAUUUUUUUUAAUAUGAAAAAAUCCUUUGUACAAUUAAAAAAAUCCGAUAUACAAACUGCAUUAGAUAGGGGAAUAUUUUUUGAAAUAUCUUCCAUAACUUCAACAAAUGAAGAUUUUCAAUAUUAUCCUACUGCUCUGAAUAUAAAUAGCAUAUUUUCUACCAUUCCUUUUAAUAAAAUCAUUGUAUCUUCAGGUGCUUUUAAAGAAAGUGAAGUAAUAGAACCAUUAAAUUUGUUAAGACUUUUUUUUAACUUUAACAAAUUUUCUUAUAAAGAUUUAAUUGGUUCUAUCACCACUGUCCCACUUACCUGUAUACAAAGAGCAUCUGUUCGGAAGUCAUCUAAUACUGCAGUAUUUCACAAGUAG